AUGGAAGAAACUAACGAAGAACUCGAAGAGCAAAAGAAGAAGUUAAUGGAGCAAAACGAUAAUAAAGACCCAAUGACUCUUCUGCUUUAUGAACACAAUUCUAUCCGUCUGAUCCAAAAACUUGAUAACGAAAACAAAGAAUUCAACUUAAAAUAACCAAACCUUAAAGGCAAGAAUAAAAGAGGAGAAAGAAGUUUAUAACAAGCGUAUUGACGAUUUACAGGGAAACAUCAAGAACAUGGAAAAAGAAAUCUUCGAACUCAACAACGACAUCAAGGAGCUUGACAAGGAAAAGCACAAAAACCUUAUGAUGACCACCCAGGCACAAGAGGCCGAGUACGACAAGCAGAUCAAAGAGAACGAAAAGGAAAUGGAGAGGCUCGACCAGAAGCUUGAAGAGUGCAGCCAGUUCGAAGAUAAGCGCGAAGAAAUUGAAGAACACAUUGAAAAACUCAAGGAACGCCUCGAGAAAGAAAGGCAGGAGCACGAAAUGGAGCUUGCUGAAAAAGAAGAAGAAAAGCAUCAAGCCAUUGAGAAGCUCAGAAAAGACAUGCUGUUCCAGAUCAAAGAGACCAAGGCCGAACUGUUGUCACUCAACGAUGCGGAGUUGCAGAAUACGACUAAGCUGACGAUUCAGCAGAACCACCAGUUGACUUCUGAGUUGGAGUUCCAGUCAAAGCAGACAGAGACGCUUCUGUACAAAAACAACAAGAUGAGUGAGCAGAUCGUUGCUCUGAAGAAAGACAUCGAGAUCCACAAACAGGUCGAGAACGAGUUGGCAAAGAGGUCGCAUUUCUGUCAAAAAGUAAUAAAAUAAACUCAGACAGAAGCUCAAAGACCUGAACGAAGAAAUCGCAAACAGCAAGAAAAACAAGCAUGGCAAGCCCAAAUCGAAGAUUGACGACAAGUGGGAUGGCACCAAGAAGGAAGAACUCAUCGGCUUCUUGGAAACCAAGCUUGACGAAAUCCAGAAGCGACUAGAAAACACCCAGAGCAAGUACGAGGGAAUCAAGAAGCGCUACCUGAUUCUGUACGAUAAGCUGAGCCAGUCCAGAGAGAAAUACAGGAGGACUGUGUUGCUGCUCACGGACUAUCUAGACGACUUGCUCAACUCUUCGGAACAAGUGCUUUCGACUGACCAAGACAUGCAUUUGAACCUGGACGAGAUCAAGGAAGCCAAAGUCCCGAUCAAAGACCUCGAAGCCAAAGACAAGAUUGCACUGAUCUUGGUGUUGCUGAAGCAGCUGCAGCCGUACAUCACAGACUACACUCCCGAGCAUCCAGCUGCGUUGGAGCUGCUUCAGGACCGCAAAGUGGAGUCAGACACCACUGAGACGCUCAACCGGAUUUUGAACAACAUCAAGGUGCAGACCAAGCGGAGCGAAGUGGGGUCGCGAGAGACAGCAUCGAGAGGGUUCAAGAAGAGGUUUAAGAAGGAGUCGGAGACAGACGAGUUCAAGCUGCCACCCAUCCACAAGCAUCAUUCUUAG
Messenger RNA from Moneuplotes crassus, 1490 nucleotides. The record is from the annotation of a GenBank genome assembly. Lineage: Eukaryota; Ciliophora; Spirotrichea; Euplotida; Euplotidae.